CCCCAGCGCGCCCAACUCCGGGGCUCCCGAGGCGGCUGGCGGGCGAUCCGGAGCGCGCAGGGCCCCUGUUUUGGGCGCGCGGGAGAUCGGAAGGGGGUUUGUUGCUGGUGCCCGCGGGCCCGAGCGCGAUCAGAGCGGGAGGAGGGAGCGAGGGUUCUCCCAGCGCCCAGCUGCCUCCCCGGCACUCGCUCUCCGGACUUGAAGUCUGCAAGCUGCUGCUCCUCCCACCCCGGCCCGCCUCCUCGCUCUCUUGCUCGCUCUCUUGCUCGCUCUCUGGAGUUGCUGUGCUAGCCUUGCUGUGCGUCCUGGCGAGUGCGGGCCGAGGGGCCCCGGGCCAGAACUGAGUAGAGGACCCGGGCGUCCCGGGUAGAGCGCAGCCGGCCAGGAAGUGGCCAUGUGUGGCGAGGCCGCGGUAAAGCUCGUCUGCAGCAAGUGACCUCGGGUCGUGGACCGCUGCCCUGCCCCCUCCGCUGCCACCUGGGGCGGCGCGGGCCCGGUGCCCCGGAUCGCGCGUAGAGCCGGCGCGAUGCACGUGCGCUCGCUGCGCGCUGCGGCGCCACACAGCUUCGUGGCGCUCUGGGCGCCUCUGUUCUUGCUGCGCUCCGCCCUGGCUGACUUCAGCCUGGACAACGAGGUGCACUCCAGCUUCAUCCACCGGCGCCUCCGUAGCCAGGAGCGGCGGGAGAUGCAGCGGGAGAUCCUGUCCAUCUUGGGCUUGCCCCAUCGCCCGCGCCCGCACCUCCAGGGAAAGCAUAAUUCGGCGCCCAUGUUCAUGUUGGACCUGUACAACGCCAUGGCGGUGGAGGAGAGCGGGCCCGACGGACAGGGCUUCUCCUACCCCUACAAGGCCGUCUUCAGUACCCAGGGUCCCCCUUUGGCCAGCCUACAGGACAGCCACUUCCUCACCGACGCCGACAUGGUCAUGAGCUUCGUCAACCUAGUGGAACACGACAAAGAAUUCUUCCACCCUCGAUACCACCAUCGGGAGUUCCGGUUCGACCUUUCCAAGAUCCCCGAGGGAGAAGCGGUGACCGCGGCUGAAUUCAGGAUCUAUAAGGACUACAUCCGGGAGCGAUUUGACAACGAGACCUUCCAGAUCACAGUCUAUCAGGUGCUCCAGGAGCACUCAGGCAGGGAGUCAGACCUCUUCUUGCUGGACAGCCGCACCAUCUGGGCUUCUGAGGAGGGCUGGUUGGUGUUUGACAUCACAGCCACCAGCAACCACUGGGUGGUCAACCCUCGGCACAACCUGGGCCUACAGCUCUCCGUGGAGACCCUGGAUGGGCAGAGCAUCAACCCCAAGUUGGCAGGCCUGAUUGGACGGCAUGGACCCCAGAACAAGCAGCCCUUCAUGGUGGCCUUCUUCAAGGCCACGGAGGUCCAUCUCCGCAGCAUCCGGUCCACGGGCGGCAAGCAGCGCAGCCAGAACCGCUCCAAGACACCAAAGAACCAGGAGGCGCUGAGGAUGGCCAGUGUGGCAGAAAACAGCAGCAGUGACCAGAGGCAGGCCUGCAAGAAACACGAGCUGUAUGUCAGCUUCCGAGACCUAGGGUGGCAGGACUGGAUCAUCGCACCCGAAGGCUACGCUGCCUACUACUGUGAGGGAGAGUGUGCCUUCCCUCUGAACUCCUACAUGAACGCCACCAACCAUGCCAUCGUCCAGACACUGGUUCACUUCAUCAACCCAGACACAGUCCCCAAGCCCUGCUGUGCACCCACCCAGCUCAACGCUAUAUCUGUCCUCUACUUCGACGACAGCUCUAACGUCAUCCUGAAGAAGUAUAGAAACAUGGUGGUCCGGGCCUGCGGUUGCCACUAGCUCUUCCUGAGACCCUGACCUUUGGGGACCACAUUUCUCCAGAUCUGUGACGUCUUACCAUCUAAGUCUCUCACUGCCUACCUUGGCAAGGCGCCAACAGACCAACCACCUCUCCUGAGCCUUCUCCACCACCUCCCCACCCAGAAGCAUGUAAGGCAUUAGAAACCUGAGCGCACAGUGACUGACAAGCAGGCUUUUCUUCAGGCGCAUGAUGGGUAAGAUCCUACCAGCUACCACAGGAAAUGUCUAGCAGGAAAAAUGUCUUCCAAGAAAGAGUCCAUUGGUCCCUGGUGCUCUGAGUCUUUGAGGGGUAAUUGCAAGCAUCCUUCAGCUGCAGCAAGGAGGAAAGGCAGAGCCAGGGUGGGCGCUUAUGUCUGUGCUGAAGGAAAACAAAGCAGAAGUCCCUGUAACAAAAUGUCACAAUAAAGCCCAUGAAUGAAAACGGUUAGGAUGUUACAGAUAUAUUUUCCUAAACAAUUUAUCCCCAUUUCUUGGUUUAUUCUGACUUCGUAAACAGAAACCGGGGCUGCGGAGGAUGGAGAGGCCCCUCCUUUCCGGUUUCGUUGUGUGUGUUUACCCAGACCUGCCCAAAUCUUCCCUGUAGCGAGGAAGAUGUCUGCUCAGAAGAGGCCAGUGAGAGAUGUGGCCUCGAAGGGUGUCAGGGUAAAGGUGGAGGGAGGCGCGCACACACAUGCGCGCCCACAUACACAUACACACGUUCCCAGACAUGCAUGCAGACACACACGUGUAGGCUUGGGAAUGGCUCUGCCAGCCCUUCAGCCCCAAUUCCUGCUUCAUGAGGUAGCACAGGGGACGCAGGGUAUUCAGGACACUGUCCUCUAAACAAGGCCCCUCUGUGGCCGAGCUCCAGAGCCAGGUCCUGGCCUUCUCAGCUACCGUUCUUCACCCUCAACCCCUCACAGAAGGCCCUGCAACAGAUUGGUUCCUCAGUCUGAUGGAGACUGCAUGACAGGGCUGUACUGGCAUAGAAGGUUCCUGCCUCACAGGUGUGAUGUUGGUCGUGGCUCCCACAAGGCCUCUCUGCCUGGGUCUGGGGUACCUAGCUGUCACACAGGCUCCUAGCUUCAACUGCAGAGAGGCUUGGACUGUCUGCCAAUGUUUCCUGUAUCUACACAAAGGAUGAGGUUAGCCAGGCAGGACCUAUGGCCAUGUCUCGUCUGGUUAAGUGGGGAUCCAAUUCUCUAUGCCUGUGUCCCUGGAAGCACUGGGCUCUCCUCUGUUCUGUUUUAGUUUUUCUUCUUCAGUAGCUUGGGCUGCAGUUUCUACUCUGCCCGAUCGAUCGAUGUGUGGGGGAAGAGCGUUUCUUCUUGUAAUUUGUUUUGUGUGUUUGCAGAUCCGGGACUUUUUGUGUGACUCCCCCUUGGUCCAGGUUUUACUACUCGGAGCCUUAGUCUGCCUGCAGCCAGUGUCUUUUGUACAUUUAAAUGUGUAAAUAGUUGUGACAAGACAAAGAAAUUAUUUAUUUCCAUCUGAAGCUCUUUUUCCAAAGGCUCCUCACAGAGAACAAUGAAGCCAAUUUCCUUCAGUCUGUUUGUUUUCUUAUUUAAGACUAUUUAUUAACAGUUGGACCUGUGUACCCAUAGCUGUCAAAUAAAGUGGUCCUUAGUGAAAAUUCUGUAUAAAUAGAGUAAGAAGGGGUUUGACUUUGCAAUAAAAGGAGACAUUUGGUUCUGGUUGUCGGA
Apodemus sylvaticus (European woodmouse) is the source of this 3522-nucleotide messenger RNA. RefSeq names its product bone morphogenetic protein 7 (gene Bmp7). Gene Ontology annotation, cellular component: extracellular region. Lineage: Eukaryota; Metazoa; Chordata; Mammalia; Rodentia; Muridae. Gene Ontology annotation, molecular function: growth factor activity; cytokine activity. The coding region runs from base 527 to 1819 and encodes 430 amino acids. The transcript has 7 exons. Gene Ontology annotation, biological process: SMAD protein signal transduction. The record is from RefSeq and is a predicted model, not a curated record.